CCGAGGGAGUAUUAAAUAACUCUCUCCACUCUCUUGUUCUAAUCCAAAGUUGAUUCUGUUUUCCCAGAGAGUCUCGAGAGAAAUACAUUCUUGAGAGAGAUGAGUUUAUCUUCCGAAGACAAUGACAUCGUGAUAAUCGGUGCCGGGAUCGUUGGCCUUGCUACCGCCCUUGCCCUUCACAGGAAGGGUAUUGGUAGUGUAGUUCUGGAAAAAGCUGAGAGUCUGCGGGCCACGGGAGCUGCAAUCGGCAUCCAAACAAACGGCUGGCGCGCACUUGAUCAGCUGGGCGUGGGGCCCGCUCUUCGAGAAAAAGCUGUUCGUUUACAAGCGUUAAGAGAGGUUUUCCUCGACAACGGGCAGACACGAGAAGCACGGCUAGGGAAAGAAGAGGGACGCUACUUGUUGAGGAGUGAUCUCCUCCAAGCACUUUUUGAUGGCCUACCGGCUGGAACGGUCCGCUUCGGCUGCCACAUCGUCAAGGUCAAAACAGAUCCAGUAACUUCACACUCCACUCUUCAAUUCCAUGAUGGGAAUGUGGCCAUUGCUAAGAUUUUAAUUGGCUGCGACGGAGUAAACUCUAUAGUAGGGGAAUCACUCAAGCUAAAGCCCACCAGAGAUGCCCCUACGGGUGCACUGAGGGGUCUUGCAAAUUACCCAAACGGUCAUGGAUUUGGCAAUGAUUACGUCCGCAUAAAGAAAGGAUCUGUUCUCGUAGGGAGAAUUCCUGUCGACCACAAAAGCGUCUAUUGGUUUGUUGCUCGGCCACGGCUUCCUGGAGAUUCUGAAAUCUUAGGAAAGCCCGAGCUCAUCAGACAAGAAGCACUGAAAGAAAUGGAGGGAUACCCACAAGAAUUAACGGAAAUGGUGGAGAAGAGUGACGACUCUGCCUUAACGUUCACCAAGAUAAGUUACAGAGCACCAUGGGAUCUAUUACUAGGAAACUUCCGAAGAGGAACAGCGACCGUGGCAGGGGAUGCCAUGCACGUGAUGGGCCCGUUCCUCGGGCAAGGUGGUGCAGCUGGCCUAGAAGAUGCGAUUGUGCUUGCAAGAUGCUUGGCGAAAGAACUGUGCAUGAGGCCCAAUGGAGAUUAUGAUGGGAGGCAGCUAGUUAAUAAAGUUGGAAAGGCACUUGAUGAAUACGUGGAAGAAAGAAGGAUGAGGGUGGCAAGAUUGUCAUUGCAGACAUACCUUACUGGAAUUUUGGUGGCAACCUCAUCCAUGUUUGUGACUCGAUUGAUUUUCCUUGUGUUACGGAUUUUAUUUCGUGGCUCAUUCAGCCAUGCUCAAUAUGACUGUGGCCGCCUCUGAAAUCCUGGGGUUCCAAUACAAUAAGCCUUGCUUUCGUAGUAGAGUGCUACUCAUGCCAGUAGGAUUUUCCAGUGUGGCGGCACACGUGCACCAGAAAAUCAGGCAGGUUCGCUCAUUUGGUGGGACACACAAUGGGUGACUGAAAAACUUUGAGAAACGGUCUUUAUUCUCUAUACAAGCGUAGCACACCUGAUGAGCACCCGAGUCUUUCUUUUUUCCAUGGCAUAUACACAGUGGGACCCACCUAAUUAAUGUCCUGGAUCACAUGCACACCACACUGUCAUAUGUCCUGCUCCUAUGGUAGACAUUGCAUUUCUCUUCAUCGUAUCUAUGUUCUUCUACUACCAUCUUCAUAGGUUUCCUGGUCUAGAAGGAAUGUGUCGAAGGCAAUGUUGGAGGAUAUGUUUUGUCUAGCAUUCAUAUUAGUGUGUUUUAUUCAGUGACUUUCUAGACUACUCAUCUGUUGAUAAACUUCUAGCUUGAUCUUUCCAGCAAUUUUCAUAGGUUGCUUCAAUUAUUUUUUUUUAAUUUUUUUU
This is a messenger RNA of Magnolia sinica, 1844 nucleotides long. RefSeq names its product monooxygenase 1-like. The transcript has 6 exons. The coding region runs from base 100 to 1308 and encodes 402 amino acids. Gene Ontology annotation, molecular function: FAD binding. The record is from RefSeq and is a predicted model, not a curated record. NCBI's taxonomy places the organism in Eukaryota, Viridiplantae, Streptophyta, Magnoliopsida, Magnoliales, Magnoliaceae.